Molecule: messenger RNA, 6359 nt
Organism: Synchiropus splendidus (mandarinfish)
Lineage: Eukaryota; Metazoa; Chordata; Actinopteri; Syngnathiformes; Callionymidae
Gene: slc5a6a
Product: solute carrier family 5 member 6a
Exons: 16
Coding region: 526-2502 (658 amino acids)
Biological process (GO): pantothenate transmembrane transport; biotin transport; sodium ion transport
Cellular component (GO): membrane
Molecular function (GO): sodium-dependent multivitamin transmembrane transporter activity
Source: RefSeq, a predicted model, not a curated record
CAGUCUUCUAUCUUUAAUAAAGACAAUUAUGAAGCAUAGAAAUCCAUUCGUGUUGUUUAGUUGAUAUUUCCUUGCCAAACCCCGAGGCUCGCCUGAACUCUCUAAAGAGGUCGUGUUGCUCAAUGAUGCAAGUGCUUCGGGAAAUACUGUAGCUAUUGUUUUAGCUGAGCAAAGUGGGGAGUAGAAAAGCUAUUCAUUUUGCUUGUUACGUGGUCGUGGAUAAACACUACAGGGGCUCAGGUUGUCUUUGGAUGAGCGUGAACGUGUCUUUCAGUAACACGAUACAUCCAUUUCACUGGUGAAAAUAUUGUUUCAUGUCUCAGGUUGGCCCUGUUUUUUUGUCUCCGACAGGAGUGCGGAGUUGUGAGCAAGCCGCUCAGCCAGUGUGAGUCAGUCAACCGCCUCUCAGCCGACUGGUCUGGGUGAGACCACCCAUGGAAGAAGUGCCCUUCCUGUCACUGUGAUCUGCUCAUCCGAGGUGGCGUCUCUUUUCUCUCCGAACACCCCUCCUCACUUCAAUCCAUCAUGGGGGAAGUGGUCCAGAUGCACUUCACCCCUGUGGACUAUGUCAUCUUUGCCCUGCUGCUGGUGGCCUCAGCUGGGAUCGGCCUCUUCUACGCCUUCUCUGGGGGGCGCCAGCGCACCACACAGGAGUUCCUGAUGGCUGAUCGGUCCAUGAGCUGCCUCCCAGUCUCCCUCUCUCUGCUGGCCACGUUUCAGUCGGCCGUCGCCAUCCUCGGGGCUCCAGCGGAGAUCUACACCUACGGCACCCAGUACUGGUUCCUGGGCUGCUCCUACUUCCUGGGCCUGCUCAUCCCAGCUCAUGUCUUCAUCCCCGUCUUCUACCGGCUGCGGCUCUCCAGCGCCUACGAGUAUCUGGAGCUGCGCUUCAACAAGACGGUCCGCAUCUGUGGGACGGUGACCUUCAUCUUCCAAAUGGUUAUUUAUAUGGGUGUGGUCCUGUAUGCACCGGCCCUGGCUCUGAACGCAGUCACUGGCUUUGACCUGUGGGGCGCCGUGUUGGCCAUGGGACUGGUGAGCACCUUGUACACGGCCCUGGGCGGGUUGAAGGCAGUGAUGUGGACCGACGUGUUCCAAACUGUAGUCAUGUUCGCGGGACAGCUCGCUGUCAUCAUUGUCGGUGCAAGCCAGGCCGGGGGGAUCUCUGAGGUCUGGAAGAAAGCGAUGAACGGCAGCCGCAUCGCUGGACUGGACCUGAACCCCGACCCUCUGGAGCGCCACACCUUCUGGACUCUGGGAGUUGGUGGAAUCUUCCUGAUGCUGGCUCUGUACGGGGUCAACCAGGCUCAGGUCCAGAGAUACCUCAGCUCCAGGACGGAGAAGGAAGCAGUCAUGUCCUGCUACGUGGUGUUCCCCUGCCAGCAGAUCGUCCUGUGCCUGGGCUGCCUCAUGGGUCUGGUCAUGUUCGCUCGCUAUGGAGAAGACAGUCCUCUGGACAAGGGCUACGUCAAAACCAAUGAUCAGAUGGUGCUGUACUUCGUCAUGGACGUCUUCCAGGGUCUGCCGGGCCUCCCGGGCCUGUUUGUGGCGUGUCUCUUCAGUGGAGCGCUGAGCACCAUCUCCUCAGCAUUCAACUCCCUAGCAACGGUAACCAUGGAGGACCUGAUCAAGCCGUAUUUUCCCAACAUGACUGAAGCGAAGGCCACGCUGCUCUCCAAAGGACUGGGUAACAGAAGUGUGAACCAUUCCAGACCUAUCAGAGGCUUAUGUGAAGAUGUGUGUUGCACAGCUCUGGCCUAUGGUCUGGUGUGUUUGGCCAUGGCUUACCUCGCCUCCAUCAUGGGAUCUGUGCUGCAGGCAGCGUUCAGCAUCUUCGGGAUGGUGGGUGGUCCACUGCUGGGUCUCUUCUGCCUGGGAAUGUUCUUCCCCUGGGCCAACUCCAUUGGUGCUGUGGUCGGGUUAGUGGCUGGUCUGGUGAUGGCCUUUUGGAUCGGCAUCGGCAGCUUUGUGCUGCGGGCCACCAGUCAAACCCCGGUGCCUCCGCUGAACACCACCUUCCCCCCUCUGUUGGACAACAUCACGGCCACGGCUGCGACCACGCUGGCCACCAUGACCACAGCCAAGCCCCGGCCGACCGGGCUGGAGGCGCUCUACUCUCUGUCAUACAUGUGGUACAGCGCUCACAAUUCCGCCACUGUGGUGGUGGUGGGGCUGAUCGUCAGCCUGCUCACAGGGCCGAUGAAGGAGAGGGACCUGACCCCGGGAACGGUCUUCCCUGUCCUGGGCACGCUGCUCUUCUUCCUGCCCGAGCGCUACAAAGAGAAGCUGUGCUGCGUCACUCCUCUGAAGCUGAAGGAGAUCGACAAGAAGCCUUACGAACCGGGCCACAAAGAGGGGAACGGGUCGGCCUACUGCAAAGAAGACAUGAUCAAAGAGGAGAAGGAGAUGGAGAGUGACGGCGCGCAGACGGACGAGGAAACCAAGGUGACGUUCGGCUCGUCCAGGGCGACGGCUCAGGUGGAUCAGGAGACGGCGCUGUGACUUCACUGCCACAAACACGACACACCUUGAAGGUGUGGCGACGCGGUGAUGUCCAACUCCUGGUUCCUCUAGAGAUGCUGAGCUGGACCUGCAGCACUCUUUUCUCACCCCCAAGGUACACAACACUACAUGUUCAAUGUAUCAGGAGGAGGAGGUUUCUCUGACAAAUCACCUUGUAGGACGUUGUUCUUGUACUGUGUAGUGUCUCCAUAUUGCCUUUUAAAAAUAUGAAUCGUGUACAGCGCAAAUAGAGCCGACAGGGGGCGCCACUGAGCACAAGCGUUAUUGUUCUUGAGUGUUAGACCAAACUCCCAUGACUCUUCAGGCCUGGUUCAUCCCAAACUUGUCUGUUAUUUUUGUUGCAUAACUUUUUCUGCCUUGGACCGUCAAUGACCUUUUUAAGAAGGUUGAACUGAAGACGCAUUACAAGUGCCUGGUUUAGUUCCAGCUGAUUGUUCUAUGACCAGAUGAAUCACCACAGUUUACUUCCCGAGCCCCACAAAUGCUUCAAUUCCCACAGCUGCCACUGCACGCGCAGCACUGUGCCAGUGAUUAUAACUCUUGUUGUGACACUGGAGUAACUGGAAAUAAGGUCCGAGUCAGAAGUGCUGUGAUCUUCCAUGAUUCCACAUCAUGUGAUGGUGAAAGCAGCUUCCUUGUGGGUGAACUAGCAGCUGUAAUUACACAUAUUUAAGCAUCAAUUGGUCAAUAAAAUAACCUCUUGGAAAGACAUGAGGAACCUAGAACGUGACCUGACCUGAGAAAAGGUGGAAAAUAGUUUUGUAAACUGCUAAAAUAUAUGUUUAACCAGUCGGAAAAUGCAACAUAAAAGUUGGAUUAACUGAAAAACAGAGUGAAAGUUAAAGUUGCCUUCAACCAUGAUAUCAGGUCAAUACUUUUUUCCUUCAGUAAUAUAGUGGUUCAGUCUGAUAAACAUGUGUUUAUGAUUUUGCAUUAUUACAAUAUAAACACUAAAUACUGUUGCGACGAUGACAGUGACAAGGUGGAGGCACUUUAUGAUCCUAAGAUCCGUGUUGAAGCUUCAUCAUCUGACUAAAAAAAGGAUUUUCAGCCUUUUAAUCCAGUUCAAUCGCACUGAGUUAACUCGCGAUUAAUUGCAAAUGAAACUCUUGCAUUGCAAAACGCUUCCUUCAGAUCAGACUUGGAACAGAUUAACCGUGGUUCAUUUGUGAUAAUGUGCAAGUUAACUUAUCUGCUGCCGUAGUUUUCAGAGAGUCAGAUAUUAUCCCGAAACGUCCAAAAACUGCGGUUUGCGCUUGAGCUCUGUCAUGUUUUGUGGCGCAGUGUUUGGUCAAGGAGGAUCACUUUUGUGUACUCAGCACAGAGGAUGAUGAAUUUAGCUCCGGGGAAUGAACAUCACAUUUCCUAUUUAUGGAUUUUAAUAAGCAUUAAUUUUGUUCCACCCGCAGCACACACUGCUUUAUGUGAGUCAGUUGAUAUUGACUUCUACGUCAUUUGAGCUGAGGAGUCUGUGUGUGUUAGUUAUUGACCGAGAAAUGCUUAAAAGUGUCUUCAAUAUUUCUCUAUGAAAACAUGGAGAAAACAGCCCUGAUGAUGUGGUGUUAUUACUGUCACAGCUCGGUCAUAUGACUUAAGCUUGUCACUGAAGAAAACACGGACACACAAAUGCGUCUUCUUCUACUUCUACUUGAGAAAGUGCUGGUUUAAUUUCGGCAUGUCGAUACGAGUCACCUUCUGAGCCCAGCGCUCUUCUGACUGAAGAGGUGGAGGUGUGUAGUGUUGCAUGCUGGGAGCUCAGAACUUUGCCACUGCCCUGGCGCAACACAGCUGUCAAUCAUGUGGUGUCAGACCCAGGUCUUGUCUGUGCAAAUGUGACGGUCGUGAAUGUUUCUCUUUAUUUAUUGCCGACAUGGUUUUUGGAAGCCCAGAAUUCUUCCCCAUCCUGUGGUGGUGUUGAACCGCCCAUGUUCAUUGGGCGUGUUGUGGGCGUGUGACGUGCAAAUCCAACAGAGCCAUCUCAUGUUUACAUGUCCAGAGCUUGGUGUGAAGCGUCAUCUCAACACUCCUGAAUACCUCGACUCAUCCGCUGCAUAUAGAAUCAAACCAUCCAUCCACUCAGUAGAGGAUAUAUUUGUGAGAGGAUUAGUAUAUUUUUCUAAUCUCACCUGAGGCCAGGACACUUUUCACCCUGUGAAACCUUGAAUUCUAUAUGCAAGAAUCAUCCUUUUUGUGAAUGGAAAGCUGAAUUGGGAUUGUGGCUGCUGGGAGACAAUGAAAGGCACGAGCGCAGCUCUGAAGCCUCAAGGUUCCAGGUUCAAGUCCGCUGUGCCGUUUGAUGACUUGCCAAGGGCAAACCUGGAUUUCCAUGUGCUGUAAAAAUGCCAAAUGAAAUUACAUGAAGAUUUUUUUACGCCUUUAUUUAAUGCAAAUGUUGUGCAUUUUAACUUCAGAUCCUGUAGUUUUAUAGAUAAUAUAUAUAUAUAUUACAAUAAUUUAUUAUUGUCAGAUUUGAUUUUAUAUUUUUUUGUAUUUUUCUACUCAAUAGAACGUGUUGAUUCUAAAAUAGCAAUAUUUCAUGACCCUGAUGUGAAAAUAUGCAGGAGAUGCCAGUCUCCAACAUUUAAUGUUUUAACAUUUACAACUUUCACUGUGAGUCAAACAGCCUUCAGUCACAAAUACAUUUUCUUAUUUUCACAUCUUGUCGGUAUUUAUGAUGAUUAUUGUAAACUAAUUUGAAGAUAUUUUUUGUUGUUGUUUUAAUAAUAAUUACCUGGUAAUUACUGGGGAGUGGAUAAUGUAUAUGAUGUUCUGAGUUAAAUGCAAAGUAAUAAUUAUACAUAAAUUAAGACUGGGAUUUAAGCAUGUAAAUUUCAGUUACUUAGAUUCUAAGUAAUGCGGACAACACAGAUUAAUUGAAUAUAGAAUCAUUUUUUAGUAGUAGUUAGAUGUAGGAGAGGAGAUGAUGUCGCUGUGAUCCUGGAAACUUUAGAAUAGAAGCACAACAAAUGUUCGCUCAUCACUUCCGCCCUCAUGUUACUAACUUAUGCACGCAAAUUUGACAUCAAAUAUUGAAAUACGAUUAAUUCAUAAUAGAUUAUUAGCGAUUGGAUUAGCUGUAUAUAAUCUUACGAGCGAAGGCAUAAACCAGUUAUUUGCAUGCUGUAGUUUUUGUCUUUUAUAUAGCGUCAUUUUGAAAGGGGGCGCUGCAUCCCACAUUCAAGCUUCAUUCACACGUAUUGGUUCCUUAAGUUUUUUUUUUGUUUUUGUUUUUUUGCCGAAGCAACACUGUAAUGAUUGAUAUUGUUUCUAUUUAUGAUUGUUCCUCUUCCAUCCCUGAAAUUACUUGAAGUGUGUGCCUGUGAUUCUGUCCCUUCGAAGUGCUGGAUUCUGGGUGGUGAUUUCACCGUGAGCAGACAUGAUGAAGCACAAUGACGUCAGCACGCGAGUGUUGACGCUGAGCCUCGGCUUCGGCAGCCUGAUCACACUUGGUAAUUUCCACCGCAAAUAAAUAUUGUUGGAACAAUAUUUAUUGCUCUUAUCAUCUGAAAGAAUAUGCAUUCCAAAAAGACAAACCCACAAGCACUGAAGUCGCGGCGACUCCUCUGCUUUGGCUGUGCCUUUUCGUUUUUUUGAUCUCCAUGUUUCAAGGAUUUUGCCAUAAAUGAGCACACUCUGUCCGGAGUUCACCAAAUCAUAAGGAUGGAUCGUCUGUAUCGUCUCAGCAAGUGGAGCGGUGGAGACGGGCGGUCUGGACCGGAAGGAGUCCACAAUGAAACUGCACUUUUCGUCUGACUGCGAUGACACGCAGAAGUGGCUGUUCUGGGGAUGUAUGAAUCUCAUGUUUUGAAUUAUGAUGUACUUGAAUGGAGUGAAUA